Brenthis ino (lesser marbled fritillary) is the source of this 465-nucleotide messenger RNA. Lineage: Eukaryota; Metazoa; Arthropoda; Insecta; Lepidoptera; Nymphalidae. The record is from the annotation of a GenBank genome assembly.
AUGGCAACUGUACAGUCUCCUCCUGAAAUAAGCCUUUCGGCUACGAUGCCCGUGAAGCAAGAGACUGAGAUAGAUAUAGUGGCGUUAACAAUGGCCGCUCUGCGUUUUGUUAGCCCUUGGUCCGUAGAAAAACCAAAGCAAUGGUCACGUAUAGAACCGGGGACUACUGAAGCUAAAGAUCGCAUCAUUUCCCUUGCAGAAGUAUCUCUACAUGACACACAAGACGACUGCUGGGUCGUGAUUUACGACCGCGUGUACGAUAUCACCACGUUCCUUGACGAACAUCCUGGUGGUGACGAGAUCAUGUUGGAAUACGCAGGGCGCGACGCGAGCACCGCUUUCAGAAGUUCUGGUCACUCAAAUAUGGCGACGAAAGCUUUAGACCGUUUCCUUGUGGGAGAAUUGCCCAUGCAAGAACGUAUGUAUCGUCGGCCAGGAGGCAUUCGUCUAAGCGAUAUACCUGAA